GCAUUUUGCAUGGUGCGUUUUGGCACCAGUCUGCCUGCUCCAGUGUAGAGCCUUUGCGCACUGUUCGUUUUCGCCACUGGAGGCCGCCAUUGCAACUGUAAUACGAGCUGUGUCGGCCGGCUGAGGUCUGGCUGCGGUGUCCCCUAGCUGAGUCUAUGCUGGGAGAGGGAGCCGCUUCCCAUCGCUCUCACAGACCAGGCGCCAAGUGGAUCAGCCCCGUCCGCAGUCUUCCUCUGCACUUCAACCACCCGCAAUGUCCUUGGGUUCCGCCGCCCCGCUCAUUUCCACACCUCUUUGACUAGACCUAUCUCCCACGGAGGUGCCCCGGGAUUUUUACUGUUUGACUACUGUGCACGCCGUCCCGAGUUCUCUGCGCUGCGAGAAGCGAAUGGACAAGGUCCAAGGAUAACAGAGGGUGCAGGGUUUGGCUACUGCAGAAGACCUGCCGGUGCUCCGCCGGCCGGGGGCUGCGCGUCCGUCACAGGUUGUGGCGUCGCAUCCAUUAUUCUGAUCUUCUAAAAAAGCCUUGCAUGGAUACAUCAUGGCCACGUUUAUAUGCAGGGUACAGUUCUUAGAUGAUACGGAUCCAUUUAACAGCACUAAUUUCCCCGAGCCCACCAGACCACCUCUGUACACUUUCAGGAGAGAUAUUCCUCUGAUAAAUCAGAUAGUUGGAGUCCACAGGCUGUUGAAAGCCCCACACAAGCCUGACGACUGUGCCCUUCAGCUGUCCCAUAAUGGAAGCUACCUGGACCUGGAAUCUACCCUGGCAGAGCAGAGAGAUGACCUGGAGGGAUUUCAGGAGGAAGGAGGGAGAGGAAAGAAACACAGCAUCAUUCUUCGAACACAGCUAUCAGUCCGAGUCCACGCCUGCAUUGUUUUAUUGGGUCUCCUGGUGUCUUUGAUUAAUGUGAGGGAACUAACUGAGCUGAGUGAAACACAGCUCAUUGAACUGUUGGUGACUGUUACGUCCGCGGAUCAGGACAGUCCCCGGCACCUCGGCAGCUGUUACCGGGGCUAUCAGCGACUCCACCCCUGCUCACUGCCAAAACCCCUCUCCGACCCUGGGCGGCUUCUCCAGUGGUCCAGUCAUUUCUGCGGCCCUAACACCCGAGUCCCACGCCGGCAGCUCCGCGCCUGA
Monopterus albus (swamp eel) is the source of this 1141-nucleotide messenger RNA. It is a transcript of the gene fhod3b, whose product is annotated as formin homology 2 domain containing 3b. The record is from RefSeq and is a predicted model, not a curated record. Lineage: Eukaryota; Metazoa; Chordata; Actinopteri; Synbranchiformes; Synbranchidae. Gene Ontology annotation, biological process: cardiac myofibril assembly; sarcomere organization; cortical actin cytoskeleton organization. Gene Ontology annotation, molecular function: actin filament binding. The coding region runs from base 542 to 1141 and encodes 199 amino acids. Gene Ontology annotation, cellular component: cytoplasm; cytoskeleton. The transcript is spliced from 6 exons.